AUGCGCAAUGUUCCGUAUUUGUUGUUCAACAAUGAAAGUCUGAGUCGUAUCACUACGGCUGUUGGGAAACCUGAUUCUCUUGCUCCGGAAACUGAGCGUAAGAAAAACUUUGAGGUUGCAAAAUUGUAUGUCAGGGUUGAUCUUACUGCUCCGCUACCUCACAAAAUCAUCUCUGGCUUCUCUAACGGUAGGGAGGUUCAGAUUGAAGUCUCGUACCCGUGGUUACCUGUUAAAUGUGAUACCUGCAUGAGAUUUGGUCACAAGACUGAUAGGUGCCCGGCUGGGGUUUUUGAAGGUUCGUUCGGUCAAGUCAAAAACAACAACAGUGAUAUUAAUGGCGCUGCUGCGGUAGCACCCGCCAGCGAACCAGUAACAGAGAUGGAAGAAACUACUACCACAGAGCCUUUGCAGGACGGUGAAGUAGCAGUUCUGGAAGAGGGUGAAACGGCAGCUGCUACAAGAGUUGAUGUUCCAGAUCAGAAUCCAGAGGCUGUCCAGCAGGAUCAUCCUACUAGUAAUGCAAUUAUCUCCGAUGAGAUGCUUUCACUAUCUUCUGAUACUGCAGUUACAGUUAAUGGCGCUAAGGUCCCUCAAUCACCUGAUGAUGGCUUCAACACUGCUCUCCCUGGUGUCGUGUAUGAAAGUCUCAUAUCUCCAGACCCUACGAAUGUCUCAAAAGUAUAUGAUAGUGUACCUGAUACAGGAACAUCUGUUGAGGAUACUAAUCAGAGAUUGCCUGCUGAUCCGGGUAUAAAGCAAGAACAUAACGACUAUCCAGCGGAGGAUAGAGACAACCCCUUCCUCCUGGUUAACAACAGGAAGUGUGGCCGCAAGGCCAGUUUUUGGAGCUUUUUGGAGACUCACAUUUUGGAGAGUAAUAAAGAGAGAGUUUUGGGAGCUAUUCCUAGGGGUUGGAAUUAUUUUAGUAAUUUUGAAGCAAAUGACUCUGGCCGUAUUGUAGUAGUCUGGGACCCGACGGUUACACUGCUUAUAUACAAUGCAACAGCUCAAUCAGUCACAUGUGGGAUCACUAUCCUGUCUCAGAACAUUACCCUUACGGUCACUUUUGUGUAUUGGUUUAAUUUAGUUGAGGAUCGGAGGAGUCUCUGGACUAAUCUUGCUGACCACCACGACUCAACACCGGUUUCAAAUCAUCCCUGGUGCGUCCUUGGAGAUUUUAAUCAGAUGCUGCGGUCUUCUCAUCACUCAAAUCAUCUCUCCUCGGUCAUUGAUGAUUCUGGGAUGGAUGAAGCAAAUCUUGGAAUGCAAGAUGCUCAGUUAUUUGAAGCUCAAGCGAAGGGCUUGGUCUUCUUUUUCCCUGAUUCUUUUGCGGAUUAUCUGGAUCCUUCACAGUCAGAUCAUACUCCGUGCCUCUUUCGGAUGCCAGCUAUCAGACGGCAGGUCAUUAAACAAUUUAAAUUCUUCCACCAUGUAAUAGACCAUCCGGAGUAUGCUGAGACAGUUGGUGAAGCUUGGAACUGUGGGCAGAUUACGGGUACUGAUCUGUUCAAGCUCGUUCGAUCGCUUAAGCUGUUAAAGAGGCCUCUACGUAGACUUAAUAAACGACAUUUUAGUGGCAUCACUCAAAGAGUUAAGGCUCAGAGGGAUCGAGUGGAUGAACUACAGAGGCGCCUACUUACAUCUCCUGAUACUUCUACUGCACGUGAAGAGCAUUUAGAGCAUGAUAAAUUAAACACUUUACUCAAGGCAGAGGAGAAGUACUACAAACAGAGGUCAAGAGUCAGAUGGGCUGAGGUUGGAGAUCGAUGGCAAUGCAACUUGCUGUAUGCAGUGGACGAUAUUAAAGCUCAUGCGGCAGAUUACUUCCAAGGGAUCCUUGGAUCCACUGAUCUUCCCGUCUCUUCGGCCAUGACUGAGGAGCUAAGAAACCUGCUUCCAUUUCAAUGUUCGGACCUGCAACAGGACUAUCUGAAACGUCCAGUUACCGCAGCAGAGAUAAAAGUAACCUUGUUCACUAUGCCGCUGAAUAAGAGCCCGGGUCCUGAUGGUUACUCUGUUGAGUUUAUUCGGGCUUCUUGGGAUACUGUGGGUGAGGAUAUAAUCAAUGCUGUGAGUGAAUUUUUCAGGAAUGGUCGUCUCUUAAAGGAUAUGAACACAACAGCUAUAGCGUUAAUUCCGAAGAAGCCUCAAGCUUGCUCUUUAGGUGACUACAGACCCAUCAGCUGCUGCAACAUUGUUUAUAAGCUUAUCUCCAAGAUCGUUGCGAACCGACUCAAGCCUAUCCUGUCCAAAUGUGUGAGCCCAAACCAAGCGGCGUUCUUGAAGGGUCGCAGUCUAGGGGAGAAUGUUAUACUAGCAACCGAGCAGAUAAAGGAUUACAACAAGUCUACCUGCCACAAGAGUGCUAUGCUUAAAAUAGACCUUCGUAAAGCUUUCGACACCGCCUGUUGGGACUUUGUUAUUAAGGUCUUAGAAGCGCAACAAUUUCCGGCUAUGUUCAUCACUUGGAUUACCGAAUGA
Messenger RNA from Brassica napus (rape), 2481 nucleotides. RefSeq lists its product as uncharacterized. NCBI's taxonomy places the organism in Eukaryota, Viridiplantae, Streptophyta, Magnoliopsida, Brassicales, Brassicaceae. Bases 1 to 2481 code for a protein of 826 amino acids. The transcript has 6 exons. The record is from RefSeq and is a predicted model, not a curated record.